AUGAACAACAUCCGUGCCAAGAUUCCGCUUUCCGCCAUCCGCCAGGCCUCCAAGUACGACAAAAUUCCAUGUGCGAGUGAGGCGGCGAUGAGCCACGUCGCAGAUCACCAGCCCAGACAACCUCUAACUGUGGCUGUUUCUUCGGUGUGGGGCAAACCGGUUAUCGGCAACCUGAAACGGCUUGUCGUCCCCUCAUGGAGCAGACUGGCUGGGAGAAUCCAGCGGAGCGUCUUGGCGAGCGAGCCAAGCGUCAACUUCAUUUCUCCAUUACGGGAGGCACCAUUGCAGUUGCGCUCGUGCUGUGGGACAACAGCCUUGGUCGUACUCUACGCAGGCUCAUGA
This is a messenger RNA of Plenodomus lingam JN3, 342 nucleotides long. RefSeq lists its product as uncharacterized. The record is from RefSeq and is a predicted model, not a curated record. Lineage: Eukaryota; Fungi; Ascomycota; Dothideomycetes; Pleosporales; Leptosphaeriaceae.